Molecule: messenger RNA, 2316 nt
Organism: Sphaeramia orbicularis (orbiculate cardinalfish)
Lineage: Eukaryota; Metazoa; Chordata; Actinopteri; Kurtiformes; Apogonidae
Gene: wnt7bb
Product: wingless-type MMTV integration site family, member 7Bb
Exons: 4
Coding region: 369-1430 (353 amino acids)
Biological process (GO): cell fate commitment; neuron differentiation; canonical Wnt signaling pathway
Cellular component (GO): extracellular region
Molecular function (GO): cytokine activity; frizzled binding
Source: RefSeq, a predicted model, not a curated record
GUUGUGGCAAAGUGGGCGGAUAGCAGUGUCUCUCCUGCCCAAUGGCAGGCACGACUCUCAUGAGAGUGGAGAGAGGCACUUUUCUGCCAUGCAGAAUCCCUAAAACCAUCAUCAUUCCGGCUCGGGAACCCACAGUACUGUGUAACAGCCUCCGCCGCUGAGAGAUGACAGAGCCAACCUCAGCGCACACACGGCCCCGGGAGCUUGGAGCUGCGUAGAGCCAACGCACCAAAGACAAGCAGACGCACACCACCUCUUUUUGAUUUUGUGCGAAAGGGACUUAAAGACGGGAAUUAAGGGAGUUUUCAUCCUGUCCGCUUCGUCCGCUUCUCACUCAAUCCGAACGUGGCCAUUUGCUCAAUGUCAUCAUGAUCAUCUUCUCGUCUCGCAGUGUACUACUGUCAGUCUACUAUCCACAGAUCUUCCUGAUCCUGACGAGUGGCAGCUACCUGGCCCUGUCCUCGGUGGUGGCUCUGGGUGCCAACAUCAUCUGCAACAAGAUUCCUGGGCUGGCACCUCGCCAGCGGGCCAUCUGCCAGAGCCGCCCAGACGCCAUCAUUGUUGUGGGUGAAGGCGCCCAGAUGGGCAUCAAUGAGUGUCAAUACCAGUUCCGAUAUGGACGCUGGAACUGUUCAGCGCUGGGAGAAAGGACAGUCUUCGGUCAGGAGCUGCGAGUAGGCAGUCGGGAGGCAGCUUUCACCUAUGCCAUCACGGCGGCAGGGGUGGCCCACGCUAUCACAGCAGCGUGCAGCCAGGGAAACCUGAGUCAGUGUGGCUGCGACCGGGAGAAGCAAGGGUAUUACAAUCAGGAGGAAGGAUGGAAAUGGGGAGGUUGCUCAGCGGACAUCAAGUAUGGAAUUGAGUUCUCUCGCCGCUUUGUGGAUGCUCGUGAGAUUAAAAAGACCCCACGUCGCCUGAUGAACUUGCAUAACAAUGAGGCAGGGAGAAAGGUUCUAGAAGAAAGGAUGAAGCUCGAGUGCAAGUGUCAUGGCGUUUCGGGAUCCUGCACAACCAAGACCUGUUGGACUACACUUCCCAAAUUUCGCGAGAUUGGCUACGUACUCAAGGACAAGUACAAUGAAGCUGUGCAUGUAGAGGUAGUCCGGGCUAGCCGACUACGCCAGCCCACCCACCUCAAAGUGAAGCAGACUCAGGGCUACCGUAAGCCCAUGGAGACAGACCUUGUCUACAUUGAGAGGUCGCCCAACUACUGCGAAGAGGACGCAGCCACAGGGAGUGUGGGCACCCAGGGACGCCUGUGCAACCGCACUUCGCCACACACAGACGGCUGCGACCUCAUGUGCUGUGGCCGUGGCUAUAAUACACACCAGUACACCAAAGUGUGGCAGUGCAAUUGUAAGUUUCAGUGGUGCUGCUUCGUCAAGUGCAACACAUGCAGUGAGAGGACGGAGGUGUUUACCUGCAAAUAAGGAUACAAGGAACUUAGUGCCAGGAAGUGAGGCGCCAAGGACUAGCUGAACGAGGAAGACCGAAGGGACCAAGAUGAACCGAGUCUUGGACCUGUGAGAGAUUUUGAAAUAAAGGAAUGGAAUUUACACUAUCAGCUCUUCAUGGCAUCGUUUUGCACACCAGAAUCUAUCUAAUUGCUUUUCAGAAAGUAAAUGCUAAAUAUCAGUAGGUAAUACCCCGGCAUUUUGCUGUCACAUAGAGGUUGUGCUCAUGUACUGAUGUAUCACCACCACAGUAAUGUUGGGACUACAGGUAAUGAAUGAGGCUCUCUGUGGGAACUGUGCUCUGCUCUCUGGGAUUUGUAUUUGUUAAAUUCACAAGAGACUCGUGCAUACAGUAGAGAGGAAACGCCAAAACCUGGGAGUUGAUCAGACUGACAGCAGCUGACAAAGGGUGACUGGGAGAUUUGUCAAGUCUUUGAUUAAAAAACUUUAAAGGUUUUGUUGUAUUUUAACUCAAGGGGAUCAGAGGUCAAUCUGGACAUUAAUGCCCCCCAACUUAGCUGGGGCGUAUGUUGGAGGUUUGUAGACGUGAAGAACAUUUUGUAAGUAUUGUGCAUUGGGGGUGCACCAAGUGGAGAACUCUGUUAAACCCUCUGCUGCCAACUGGAAUAUGGUGGAGUAUGUUAGUUUUCCAGUCACACUGGAACUGUCUGUUCUGAACACUGAAAAUAAAUUGUUUAUUUAUGUUAUAGUAUCUUAAAACAAAGCACUAACGGGUAGAGAUGUCUUUUUUGUACUAAGUGUAAAAGAAAAAUACUUUUUAGAAAUUCUGACUGAAGAUGUGUGUCUAUUAGAAAAUGCUCCCAUCUCUUGGACACCUUAUCUUUUCUAAAAAAAAAAAAAA